Messenger RNA from Planococcus citri (citrus mealybug), 2234 nucleotides. RefSeq lists its product as uncharacterized. The record is from RefSeq and is a predicted model, not a curated record. Gene Ontology annotation, molecular function: protein binding. The coding region runs from base 349 to 1956 and encodes 535 amino acids. Lineage: Eukaryota; Metazoa; Arthropoda; Insecta; Hemiptera; Pseudococcidae. The transcript is spliced from 3 exons.
AGUCCAGCAGACGUGGGUGUAGUGGGGUGGGGUGUAGUAUCAGUAUUGGGAUUGGGAUGCGCUAAAAAUGCCAAAUGGUGAUGCCUGAUGCGCACUUCGUUCGUGGACAAAGGACAUAAGGACAACCAAAAGGACAACGUGUUGUUGUUUUGUUGUGUAAGAUUGUAGUUGUAGAUUGUGUAAGAUUGUGUAAUACAUAUAACCCAUAACAACAAAGACAAAUGAUCAAAUGAAUGAUAGUUCGGCUUGUGAAAUUCUCUCAAAGUAAUUGAUAUUCAAGUAUACUUGUUACGAAACUGAACUUGAAUUUUUCAUCGAAAUACAUACUAGAAAGAUUCCUGAAAAAUCAUGAAUUCCGAAGACCAUACUGAACCGAACGUUUCUCAUAAAAAAGCGAAAAAUUUGGUGAGAAGUCAGUUUUACGAUGUCAUGGUGAAAGUGGAUACAGACGUUUAUUGUUUGGAUAAAUUACAACUGGCGUGGAAAUCCGACUACUUCGAAAGACUAUUGACCGAGUAUACUGACCAAGGAGAAUGCAAUUUGAUAGAGCUACCGUUAAUGGAUACAGAAAUAUUCGCUGCCGUAGUUGAUAUAAUAUAUGAACAGCCACUGAAGUCUGUAUUAAACAGCGAAAAUUUUAUUACCUUGUUGAUAGCUAUGGAUUAUUUGCAAAUGGGGAUUGAUCUGGAAACUUACGGUCAUUUCUUACAAAGAAAUUCGGUCCUAGAUGUGAAAGUAUUCAAACUGUACGACUUCGUUAAAGAGAAUCCGAAUUUGCGGUGCUUGUUACCGUACGUUUUGAUGUAUUUAUCUACUCAUUUGGCGGGUUUGCGAAGUCGCGAAGAAUUUUUAUCCUUGCCACUCGACGAUAUUACUCAAAUAAUUGGUACAAGUAGAGUCAUCGGCCGCCUAGCGGAUAAGGAGAUGCGUGAAAUUUGUCAAAUUUGCGCCGAAUGGAUCCAUUACGAUUUAGAAAGCAGACUUCCUCAUGCGACGAAGCUUGUGAAUGCUGCUAAACGAAGAUUUAUUUAUGCUAACGGUGUAAAAGAUGUAGAUUUCAACGCAAAACUGGCCAAUGUCGCCGAACAUAUGAAGCUGGAACAAAUUGCGAAACUACUUCACGAAGUUUUGAGUUAUAAUGGCGAAAUCAAUCCGGCUGGCCAGGAGUUACAGGAACUUGAAGAUGAAAGAAUGUACGCCUUCGGCAGUCUUGAAAAAAACGAACGAAAAAAGUUGGAAAAACUUCUAGAAAACAACUAUUUUUACGAUAUCGCUGUCAAAGUCGAAGAUGAAAUUUACAAACUCCAUCGAUUCAAAUUAAAUUCAGCGUCCGGUUACUUCGCCGACAUUUUUUCUGCUGAAGGCUUCAACACAGACACUCAAUGCACAAACGCAGCAACCCAGCAACCCAUUAAAAAUACCGAGUAUUUACUCCGCGAUGUCGAUCAACCGACGUUUGAAAUGAUCAUACAGUGUAUCUAUUUUGAAGAACUGCAAUUAACAUGUGAGACUAUAACUUGUUUGUUGAAAGCUGCCGAUGCAAGUAAUUUGAAAAUUGAGAAAUUAUUCGAUAAAUGUAUAUCGUGGAUGAAAGAGAACAUUGAAGAGGUUUGUUCCAAAGUCCUGAUCAUUGACGAAUGUAUUUCUAGAUCAUGGAUCAAGGAGAAUAUUGAAGAAAUAUGUUCGGAAAUUUUAAUCAAACCUGAAAUAAUCAACAAGUUCCCGAUUUGUUCCAUUUCUUUCGAUAUGUUGAAAAAUUUACUCUUGUGGUCUCCAGUUUGCUGUGAUAAUCCGCAAGAAAUCGUCGAAAUAUGUUCCAAAUGGGUUAUGCAUGAUGUGAAAAAUCGAUACCACUUGAUACCACAAAUCGCCGUCGCUGUUAAUCACAAUCGUAUGAUAGAGUACGAUGAUUAUAAAAUGGAAGGACUUGUUGAUUUAAACAACUUCUCAGAAUAAUUGAUUCGCGAUAAAUUAUGGAUUAUGUUAAGUUCCACUUCACUGGUUGCUUCCGCUACUAACAAUUUGAUGAAGAAAGGUGAGAGGGAUGUUACCGAAUUACCCGUGUUUAUAGUGUGGACCGGCGAUGACACAAUCGUUCAUAUUCGAAAUGCUGAUUUAAAUGAAAUCGCAUCAUUUAGUUUUUUCUCAUGUUUCAGCCCUAAGGUUACAGAUAUGUACUUUAAAGUAUCCGCGACUUUAAUCGAGGACAAUUUAUACGUUAUGUUCACUGCAAA